UGUCAUUAGAAGUGUCAGUAAUCAAGAACCGAAGGAAAAGAAAAAUUUGUGCGACGCAGGGACCAUAAAAUCGAAUUUAAACCUCGAAGAUGAGCAAUUUGAUCAAUUUCCUGAAUCCCAGACUCAAGACCUCUGUGAAGAGCAACGCCCCCUGUAAGGAUGGCUUCACGGCAUCUAAUCUCAUUGCCGACGAUGAAGAGCUUCUAAAGCGGGGAUUCAUGUGUAGCUCCGCCUGCAAGCCACCCGUAGAGGUCAUCUUUGACUUUUUCAAGGCCGUGGACAUCAGGGCCAUUAAGCUCUGGCCCUCGAUUGGAACACUGAGCUCCACGGCCUUUGAGUUGCACGUUCGUCAAGAUGGAAAGUGGGUGCGAGUGGCAUUUGUAAAGGACCUGCCACAUGGUCUAGAGUUUGUGACCUUUUGCUACCAGAGCGAUGUAAAUUCGCAGACCACCUGCAACGCCACCGGGCAGCCUUUGAGCAGGAAAGUUUCCUUCCUAAAGGGAGCUCACAAGAUCCUGCCCAGCAUCAGCAGUGUCAAGGUGAUCAUCCGGGCCACCGGAAACUGUCCACCGGUGUUGCGUAAGGUGGAGUUGUGGGGUCUGCCCGCCCGCUUAGUGGACAAGGCCAAAGGCGCAGUCAGUGUUCCCUAUGGCCAGCGUGAUGAUGCCUCUAAGGGAAAAUUGGGGCAACGUUCUUCGCCCAGACCCAUUCCCCAGUUGAAGAAGCACUCAAUGCUGUUCCUGCCCGAGGAAUUCCUCGACUCCAUCACCUGGGAGCUGAUGAUUCAACCCACCGUGCUGCCCUCGGGCAAAGUGGUGGACCAGACCACCAUCGACAAGCAUAAUGCGGCGGAGGCCAAGUGGGGUCGCCAGCCAUCGGAUCCUUUUACGGGUCUCAACUAUAAUAAUGAAAGCAAACCCAUUGUUAACCUGGAACUGAAGACGCGCAUCGAAGCGUUCCUCUUGAAGUACUCGGGAGACUUUGAGUUGCCGCACUCCCGCGGAUCGAAGCGAUUGCAUCGCCGCACUCAUCAGUCGGAUCCGAUCUGUCCGGCUUCCAGUACAUCCAUGGUGCCCACUAAGGUCUACAGGAUGCAGAAGCUGAAGAGGAUGGCCACUGCCAAAGGCACCUCCUUGUCGGCUGCAAGUGGAAAGCAGCCGUCGGCCAAGAAGGCGAAGCUCAGCCACCAGGACACUACCGCCUCAACGUCUUCACCUUCCAUGAACCAGACUUUCAAGCAGGUCCUGCUGAAGACUACGAUCUCUGGCCAGAUGACAGGUAGCUGUAUCAACUGCCGUAGUGCUCAGUUUCGCUACAAGAUUCGCACCUGUCACCAUUUAGUCUGCCAGGAUUGUUUGGUCCACCUAUUAAAGGAGCAGUUGUGCGUCUGCAAGAUCGCCUUCCAGGAUGCCGAUGUGGACAGGCAUCAAAAGCUGUAUCGCUAGGGUUACCUCCUGUUUAUCCCUAUUGUUCAGAUUUUGUAUCAAGAUUUUGGAUUCGAAGUAUGGCGAUGUUGAAGAAGAAACCAGAAACCAAAUGUGUAUAAGAAACUCGUUACUGAAAAUACGGAAGUAUGCAUCAGUAUCAAGUCACUCUUAAAAACAGAGAACUGAUUACGAGAAGAAAAGGGAACGUUCAGAGCCACU
Molecule: messenger RNA, 1646 nt
Organism: Drosophila serrata
Lineage: Eukaryota; Metazoa; Arthropoda; Insecta; Diptera; Drosophilidae
Product: RING finger protein 37-like
Biological process (GO): protein polyubiquitination
Cellular component (GO): nucleus
Molecular function (GO): ubiquitin-ubiquitin ligase activity; ubiquitin protein ligase binding
Source: RefSeq, a predicted model, not a curated record